This is a messenger RNA of Aspergillus homomorphus CBS 101889, 2262 nucleotides long. RefSeq lists its product as uncharacterized. NCBI's taxonomy places the organism in Eukaryota, Fungi, Ascomycota, Eurotiomycetes, Eurotiales, Aspergillaceae. Bases 1 to 2262 code for a protein of 753 amino acids. The transcript has 3 exons. Gene Ontology annotation, molecular function: O-methyltransferase activity; ATP binding; metal ion binding. The record is from RefSeq and is a predicted model, not a curated record.
AUGACCAAGUUCGACGAGGCAAAAGCAUACGCACCACAAGAGGAGGGGACGGGGUUUUUCGACGACGGUCGCGAGAUCGAGCUCCUCCACUUUGUGUAUUCGCAUCCAGACCUGGAGAACAUCCGAGGUUCACCGGAGAAGGUGCUCGCGGCCAUUGAUGAAUAUGGACGAACAAAGAAAUACCUGAUGAAUGUGGGGGAGGACAAGGGCCGGAUCGUCUGCGAUCUGAUCGCUGAGGUUAAACCAAAGAUAAUGGUCGAACUCGGAGGCUAUGUUGGCUACUCUUGCCUGUUGUUCGGCAACGCCGUCCGGAAAGCGGGCGGCCACCGCUACUACAGCCUGGAGAUGAAUCCCGAAUUUGCAGCGGUGAUCAUGUCGCUGGUCGAUCUCGCCGGUCUCUCGGACAUCGUCAAAGUGAUUGUCGGCUCCAGCGACGCCUCCGUUGCGCGUCUGCAUACCCAGGGCCUGCUCAAACACAUCGACCUGAUGUUCCUGGAUCACUACAAACCGGCGUACACGACGGACUUGAAACUCUGCGAGGAGUUGAAGCUGAUCACCCCGGGCUCAGUCCUUGCGGCCGAUAACGUCAUCAAGCCUGGGAACCCACCGUAUCUGGAGUAUGUCAGGAGCAGUGUCGAAGAAAAGAGGAAGAAGCUUGGAGAGACAGCGAAGAGUGAGGGCAUUCCCGGGGUGACUGUGGAUCAGUACAAGAAACGCUACAGUGAGAUGAAGUUCAAUCAGAGUCCGGGCAAUCCGAAUCUGGUGUAUGAAAGCCAGUUGGUGCAUAGCUUUGAGCCCACUGGAGUGCCGAACUUCCUCCUCGUUCUCCUCAGCCUUUUCUGUCUCCCAAUCUCUGCCACCAUCACUCUCGUCUCCCUCCUCUUUACCUAUGUCUCCAAAGAUGCUGCCACCCAGCCGAGAUUAUCUCCUACCUCCCACGGCAAAACCAUCCUCGUGACGGGGAUUUCCAUGACCAAAGGGCUGACCAUCGCCCGUCUCCUCGCAAAACACACGCCGCACCGCAUCAUCGCCGCCGACACUGAGCCCAUUCCUUUCACAUCCCCAGGCCGAUAUUCCCGAUCGAUCGCUGAAUUCUAUCGUCUGACACCGCCGCAGGGCGAGAAUCCUAAACCAUACGUCGAUUCGCUGCUUGACGUCAUACGCAGCGAGAGCGUUCAGCUGUGGAUCAGCUGCAGCAGCGUCGUGGGCGCAGUCGAAGAUGGCGAGGUGAUGCGAUCCGCGCAGCAGGAGAGGGGGAAGCGCUUUCACGCUGUUCAAUUCGACAGGGACGUGGUGGGUAAACUGCACGAGAAGGAUGCCUUUGUCGAGUAUAUUCGAAGUCUCGGGCUGCUAGUUCCGGAGUCUCAUCGCUGUACGUCGGUGACGCAGGUCGAGGAUAUCCUCGCCGCCUCGGCACCACAGGAUAAUGAGAAAACUCAAGAACAGGGCAAGAGAUUCAUCUUGAAACCAAUUGGGGUGGACGACAAGGCCCGGAGCCAGAUGAUGACCCUGCUGCCCUUGUCCACUGGGCCCAAAUCCACCUCCUCUUACCUAUCCACGUUGAAUAUCUCGCCAGAAAACCCCUACAUCCUCCAACAAUUUAUCAACGGUCCUGAAUACUGCACGCAUUCCCUGGUCGUCCGCGGGGAAGUCAAGGCCUUUGUGUCUUGUCCGUCCUCCGACCUGCUCAUGCACUACGAGCCCCUCCCCCCGAACUCAACCCUCAACACGAAGAUGCUCGAAUUCACAAAGCGCGUUGCUGAAGACGGCGGAACGGAUUUCACCGGCCAUUUGAGCUUCGAUUUUCUUGUCGAGGGCCAGGGUAAGGACGUGAGAUUAUACCCGAUCGAGUGCAACCCGCGCGCGCAUACGGCGGUGGUCCUGUUCCAGGAUACGGCUGCGAUGGCGGAUGCAUACCUCUCUUGCUUCGAGUCGGAGCUAUCACUGCGUAAGCCACUUGUUGUGCCCAGACAGCCCAGGCAUAGUCAUUACUGGAUCGGACAUGAUCUCGUCACCCUGCUGAUUCUCCCGAUUCUUGUGCUACUUUCUGGUCAGGGAAGUUUUGCGGAGGUCAAACGCGGCAUUGAGACGUUUUGGUAUCAUCUUGUGUGCUGGCGAGAUGGAAGCUACGCGGUGUGGGAUCCGGUGCCGUUUUUCAUGCUGUAUCAUGUGUAUUGGCCGAGCCGGUUCUUGCAGUGUCUGGUCACAGGCCAGGAGUGGAGUCGGAUCAACGUCAGCACGACGAAGAUGUUUGGGUGUUAG